AUGUCUAGUAAAAAUGCAAGGAAGGAUCCCGCUUGGAAGUAUUGUGUAGAAAUUGACGUACCGCCAUCGGGUGUAAAAAAGGGUUACAAAUACAUGAAAUGUAACUUUUGUAGUAAAGAUUUUAAAGGAGGAGUGAAAAGAAUGAAGGAUCAUCUUGCCGGUACACACAAAGAUGCUGCCCCUUGUCUUAAGGUGCCCGCUGAAGUGAAAGACGAAAUGAAGCAAUACUUGAAGGCUUCUCAGGAUUCUAAGUUUGCUGCCCAACGCAACUUUGAAGAAAACGUCGAAAGUGGGGCAUAUUACACCGGUAGUAGCGCUAGUGUUAGCAAUCGUGGCGUUAGAGGACCAAUGGACCGGCAUGUGCAUGUGCCACCGGUGAGUGCUAAAGAGCACCGGAAUCAAGUUUGUUUGGAUAUCGGGAGAUUCUUUUACGAGAAUGGAAUCCCGUUUCACGCAGCAACUAGUCCUUCAUUUACUAGUAUGCUACGUUCGGUUGGUAACUUUGGACGAGGAUUGAAGCCUCCUACGAUGCACGAGUUAAGGACUUGGAUCCUUAAAGAGGAAGUUAAAACAACCACUGAAAUGGUGAAUGACAUCAAAGCAACUUGGAAGACAACCGGGGUUUCAUUGUUAUCAGACGGUUGGUCAGACAUGCGAAACCGAAGUCUAAUCAAUUUUUUGGUCAACAAUCAAUAUGGAACGGUUUUUUUGAAAACGGUUGAUGCAUCGAAUUGCGUGAAAGAUGCUGAAAAGAUUUUUGAAUUGCUUGAUGGUGUUAUUAAAGAGAUUGGGGAAGAUAUAGUCGUUCAAGUGGUGACCGACAACGCAAGUAACUACAAAAAGGCCGGAGAGAUGUUAAUGAAGAAGAGGAAGAAAUUGUAUUGGACCCCAUGUGCCGCCUAUUGCAUCGAUUUGAUGCUUGAAAAAAUUGGAGAAUUGCCACAACACAAAAAUGCUUUGCUUAAAGCAAAAAAAGUUAGCAAUUUCAUUUAUAAUCAUAAUUGGGUGUUGAGUUUGGCAAGAAAAAUUCUUGGGAAAGAUCUUCUUCGACCGGCCGCCACAAGAUUCGCCACGGCCUUUUUGACGAUUCAAAGUCUUUAUGAUUCUAAAGAUGCUUUGCAACAAAUGUUCGUUUCUAAUGAUUGGAAGAAUUGUGCUUGGGCUAAGAAAGACGAUGGAAAAAAUGUAAAGAAAAUUAUUAUGGAUGAGAGAACUUUUUGGCCUAGUGUGGUCUAUACCCUUCAAACCACAAGCCCACUAGUUGAAGUGUUGAGGAUCGUUGAUGGUGAGCAAACACCCGCAAUGGGAUUUCUUUAUGGAGCGAUGGACGCGUGCAAGGAAAAAAUUGCAAAGAACUUGAAUAAUGUCGAAGCGUCUUACAAAGAGAUAUGGGACAUCAUCGAUGAAAAAUGGGACUUUCAAAUGCACCGCGCUUUGCAUGCGGCUGCCUACUAUCUAAAUCCUAAAUUUCGAUGGAGUCCCGAUGUUUCACAGCAUCCAGAGAUUAAGAGAGGGUUGUAUGAUGUCAUGGAACGACUCGUGAAGGACAACGGAAUGUACAUGAAGAUUGAAGAACAACUAAUUCUUUAUAGGGAAAAGAAAGGAUUAUUUGGUUAUAGGGGUUCGUUGGCAACUUAUCAAACACGUCCACCGGGUAAAAUAUUUGCUAGUUAUGUUAUUAUAGAUGUGACACCUCUUUUAUGGUGGGGCGAAUAUGGAGAUGAUACCCCUGAACUCAAGGCGUUUGCAAUGAAGAUUUUGGGUCUUACAUGUUCGGCUUCAGCUUGUGAACGUAAUUGGAGUACGUUCAAUCAAGUACAUACAAAGAGACGAAACCGGUUGACCACCGAGAGGAUGGACGAUUUGGUGUUCAUUAUGUACAAUAGAAAGUUGAAGCAAAAAUUUGUAAAAAGGUCCAAUUUAAAAGAAGAUGAAGAUCCUUUACUUGUUGAAAACGUCAUGUCUGAUGAUGAGUGGAUAGCCGACCCGAGCGAUGAUGAUGAUGAUGAUGAAGAUGCAAUUGAAGUUGAUGCGGCAAAUGUGGAAGAAAGUGACGAGGUCAUUAGAACAACAAGAGGUAGUGGGGCAACUAAAACACGUAGAGGUGGUGGGAUAAUUGAGCGAAGCGGUGGAAGUUCCUCAUCUAAGAAAAGGAAAGCCGCCCUUCAUUUGAUUGACGAGGAUGACGAUGAUGAGGAUUGGGUUGAGGAAGAUUGUGAGGAUGAUGAAGAUGAUGUUCGUUAUGCUAUUUGA
Messenger RNA from Helianthus annuus (common sunflower), 2253 nucleotides. RefSeq lists its product as uncharacterized. The record is from RefSeq and is a predicted model, not a curated record. The transcript is spliced from 3 exons. Gene Ontology annotation, molecular function: protein dimerization activity; DNA binding. Lineage: Eukaryota; Viridiplantae; Streptophyta; Magnoliopsida; Asterales; Asteraceae. Bases 1 to 2253 code for a protein of 750 amino acids.